Messenger RNA from Camelina sativa (false flax), 1115 nucleotides. RefSeq lists its product as uncharacterized. Lineage: Eukaryota; Viridiplantae; Streptophyta; Magnoliopsida; Brassicales; Brassicaceae. Gene Ontology annotation, molecular function: double-stranded RNA binding. The record is from RefSeq and is a predicted model, not a curated record.
UUUGUUUGUUUGUUUGUUGUUGUUGUGAGGCUACUAUAGUUCCCAAAUUCCAAAUUGAGCCCAAAAAGGAAGCAAAAAAAAAGAAGCUGAUAUGACGACGACGACGGCGGCGGCGGCGAAACCUCACGGCGGCGACAUGGCGAUGCGUCUUCCUUCCCCGAUAACCAACCGGCGGCGUCUCUCAACGCUUCCGAAAAUUGCCUCUUUCGCUCCACGGAGGCACGUCGUCGCGUUGGCGGCCAAGAGGAGCCCUAAGCGUCUCAAAUACUCUAUUCCUCGCUUCACAAAGGAGGGGGAAUUGGUGUACAUUGAGGUCGAUCCUUGUGGUGUGGAUGCCUGGAAACUCCAACCUGUGAUUGACCUUCUUAAACAAGGAGCUGUUGGUGUUAUUCCCACUGAUACUGUAUAUGCCAUUGCUUGCGAUUGUAAAAACCAUUCCGCUGUUGAGCGUCUCCGAAGGAUCAAAAAGAUUGAAUCAUCCAAGCCACUUAGCAUCUUAUGCCGCUCCUUACGGGACAUAGACACUUUUACCAUGGGUUUUCCUCGUGGUGAUGGUCAUGGUCAUGCUAACGUUUUCCGAGCUGUCAAGCAAUGCCUACCUGGACCUUACACCUUUAUCUUGACUGCAAGCAAAGAACUACCCAAACAGUGUGUUGGGUUUGGCACCACUAACGUGAAAUAUGCUUCAAGGAAAAACGUGGGUGUCCGCAUAUCUGAUGAUGCUCUCUGCCAAGCUAUCCUCCAGGAGAUGGAUGCCCCACUGAUUUGCACUAGUGUGAAAGGGCCAAAAGAAAAUGAAUGGAUGAUUGAUCCAACCGCAAUCGGUGACAUUUAUGGACCAGAGGGUCUAGAUUUUUUGGUUGAUGGAGGUGUACGAGUUGCUGAACCAUCCACUAUCGUGGAUAUGACAGGACCAUAUCCCAAGGUCAUACGGGAAGGGAAGGGACCUAUAUUGCCAUGGAUGGUUGUUGAGGAUGACGAGCCUCCCCUGCGCCAUGAUCUUAUCGCUUCUGGCACUUAAAACAGAGACAGACACAGAUUAGGUCUUUGUUUGACAUUUACACAUAAGACACCUUGUAGCUGAAGAAUAUGAAUACAGUUAUUACAAAUGUGAA